Molecule: messenger RNA, 800 nt
Organism: Asparagus officinalis (garden asparagus)
Lineage: Eukaryota; Viridiplantae; Streptophyta; Magnoliopsida; Asparagales; Asparagaceae
Exons: 3
Coding region: 339-671 (110 amino acids)
Biological process (GO): vacuolar proton-transporting V-type ATPase complex assembly
Cellular component (GO): endoplasmic reticulum membrane
Source: RefSeq, a predicted model, not a curated record
UACCCGACCCGAUUUAAAUUGACGAUCUCAAAGCCUCCUCCGCCUUGGACUUCCGCCUUCGACCUUCGACCUCCGACCUCCGACCUCAGCCGUCUCCAAGCCUUCGCCUUCGACCUCCGCCCUUCGCCUUCAACCUUCGUCGUCUCCAAGCCUCCGCCUUCGACUUCAGCCGUCUCCAAGGCUCUUCUUUUUUGACCGAAUUCAAGCCUCCGCCUUCAAGCUCGACCGACCAUCAACAGCGACCUCCGAAAAUUCUUCUCCUCGGUUUCUUCUAACACUGAGGUUCGGGUUCAGUGAAAAUUAUUGAAGUUAACUUUUGUUUUCUUUGAGAAGCAACAAUGUCUGGAGUGAUGAAGAACUUCUUUGUUACAUCUAUGGUCAUGUGGGCGGCUCCUGUUCUGAUACUGUACAGCUUUAAUUAUCAGAUAUUCCCCGGUAUAAGUGAGCUUUCCUCCUCCUCCAAGACAUUACUGAGUGGAUUUCUUGCGGUUAUAUCAGUGAAUUUGGUUAUUGCAUACUAUAUCUAUUUGGCAAUGAAAGAGAAGCCACACAACGAGGCUCAGCCGGACCCAACGUUUGUAGCUGCUGCAAGAGCCAGCAUUACCCAACAACCCUCCAACUCAACAAUCAAUGACGAUGAUGAAGGCAAUUCAAGGCCAAAAGAGGAGUGAGGAAGAGUUCUGAGGCACUGCUGUUUUCUUUUGUUCUAAUUUUGUUACAAAUUUUCAUCCUGAACUGGUGACUGUAAAAGGUACGUGCUAUGUUGAGUAUCUAUGAAGCAACAUCAUGUUCUUAGAAGA